UUGGCGCGCUUGCGCAUGCCUUGGGGUUGCCUUUGCUCGCUCGCUCGCUGUGACCGGCCUCACGUAGAGCCGAGCUGCCGAGGCUUCCAUUGCCAGGAUCUGAGGGGCCGCCUCCAGAGGCCGGUGGUGGGCGGGAUCCCGGCCCGUAUAAGCAUUCCGAAAGGGGCCUGCUGCCUUGGGCUAAGUCUGCGGCUGGACCGAGAGAGAGAGAGACGGAGGCGCGCUUGUCUCUUGAGGUGUGUGUUAAUCGGAGAAAAUAAAAUGGUGCCCACAAAGUCCUGGUGUCUUCUAGUCCUUUUUGUUGUACUGCCUUCUUCUUAUACCUAUACAGAUUUCUUCACUUCUAUUGGGCACAUGACAGACUUGAUUAAUACUGAGAAAGAUCUGGUGACUUCAUUGAAAGACUACAUCAAGGCUGAAGAAAGCAAGCUGGAGCAGAUUAAGAAAUGGGCAGAGAAAUUGGAUAAGUUGACAGACACUGCAACAAAAGACCCAGAAGGAUUCUUGGGGCAUCCUGUGAAUGCCUUCAAGUUAAUGAAGCGGCUUAAUACAGAGUGGAGUGAACUAGAGAAUCUAGUCCUGAAGGAUAUGUCUGAUGGAUUUAUUUCCAACAUGACUAUUCAGCGCCAAUAUUUUCCUAAUGAUGAAGAUCAAACUGGAGCUGCCAAAGCUCUCUUACGGCUCCAGGAUACAUAUAAUUUAGAUACAGACACAAUCUCUAGAGGGAAUCUUCCAGGAGUGAAACAUAAGACAUUUCUUACAGCUGAAGAUUGCUUUGAAUUGGGCAAAAUUGCAUACACAGAGGCAGACUACUACCAUACAGAAUUGUGGAUGGAGCAAGCUCUGAAACAGCUGGAUGAUGGAGAAGUUUCAUCGUCCAUUGAUAAGGUUUCUGUUCUAGACUACUUAAGUUAUGCUGUUUACCAGCAGGGAGAUCUCGACAAAGCAAUGAUGCUUACAAAACGGCUACUUAAGAUAGAUCCAGAACAUCAGCGAGCAAAUGGCAACUUGAAAUACUUUGAAUAUAUCAUGUCUAAAGAAAAGGAAAAGGAAGCAAACAAGUCUGUUGCCCAAACAGAUGAGCAGACUGAGAAAGAAAGCAAGACAAAGAGAAAAGGACCUUCCAAGGAUUAUCUACCAGAAAGACAGAAAUAUGAAAUGUUGUGCCGUGGUGAGGGUCUCAAAAUGACUCCAAGAAGACAAAGAAAACUUUUUUGCCGCUAUUAUGAUGGGAACAGGAAUCCCAGGUACAUCUUGGGACCUGUCAAACAAGAGGAUGAGUGGGACCUCCCUCGGAUUGUUCGUUUCAUUGAAAUAAUUUCUGAUGAAGAGAUAGAAACUGUCAAAGAGCUUGCAAAACCAAGGCUGAGCCGAGCUACUGUGCAUGACCCUCAGACUGGGAAACUGACCACAGCCCAUUACAGAGUCUCUAAGAGUGCCUGGUUGUCUGGUUAUGAACACCCUGUAGUGGCACGUAUUAAUGCAAGAAUACAGGAUCUAACCGGACUGGAUGUUUCUACAGCAGAAGAGCUGCAGGUAGCCAACUACGGCGUAGGAGGCCAGUACGAGCCUCAUUUUGAUUUUGGAAGGAAAGAUGAGCCAGAUGCCUUUAAAGAACUUGGUACAGGCAAUAGAAUUGCUACUUGGCUAUUUUAUAUGAGUGAUGUGUCAGCAGGGGGAGCAACUGUAUUCCCUGAAGUAGGAGCGAGUGUUUGGCCUAGGAAGGGAACAGCUGUCUUUUGGUACAAUCUUUUUGCAAGUGGAGAAGGCGACUAUAGCACAAGGCAUGCUGCUUGUCCAGUACUAGUAGGAAACAAAUGGGUAUCCAAUAAGUGGAUCCAUGAACGCGGGCAAGAGUUUCGAAGACCGUGUUCUUUAUCGGAGUUAGACUGAUACAGACCUUCCCAUCUCUUCUGGUGCAAACUACAUGCCCUUCCUACAUUGCAUUUAUUAAUAUCAACCGUUUACACUAACACUCCUCCUCUACAGCUCUUGUCUUCGGUACCAACCAGUGCUUUAUCCAUCAACAAAUACCUUAUCUACAGACAAACACCUUUGCUAAUAGCCCUUUUAAAUUGUUUUUAUAGAGAGAAUAUAUUUGAUUUCUAAUGUCUGUGAGUCAUCAUGGCCAAAAAAAAGAAAUUAUAGUAAUUUCUGUAGAGACUUCAUAAAUAUUUGCUGGUGGUAAAAUGGAUAUGGACAAACUGCUCUUUGUCAAGGACUUUGCUUGGAGAGUAAGAUAUGAUGCAUCACUUCUAUUCCUAUUCCUUAUUUUUAGAAAGCUUGAGCACUGAUACAAAACUGUGGACAGGGGCUGCAAGCCUCAUUGGAUUGACAUCCAGGGCAAAAUGUUCCAUUGAGUGCAAAGAUUAUAGUUUGUGUUCAUGGUCUGUAACGUCUAAUCUUGGGUGAAAAAUAUAGAUCCCUGGAUGGCUUUUUUCCAGUGUCACAAAAUUCUGACACAGAUGGUCUGCCUUUUCUUUUCUUGGAUAUGUCUGACAGAUGAAUCUGGUUGCUAACCCUAAGAAAUGAGCCAGUAUUUCUGCACAUAUACGUGGCUUGAACAGUAUUGUGGUACUUUCCUUUUGCACCUGCCAUGUUCAUGCUUACAGCUUGAAAAAAAGAAAAGGAUACUUGUUUUCCAGGUUGAAUUCGUACAUUUAUUAUAUCGUGAUUCAAUUUCAAACUUUAAAAAAAAAUGCUUGCUGCUUUUUCUUAGUUUGUAAUUAAUUUCAGUCCCUUGAAUCUAUGGAGGCAAGAAUGCCAUUGGCCUAAACAUGGAAUUGUGCCUUAGACUGAGAAUCAUUUUGUAUGAAACGAUUUAUAUGAUGUGAAAAUACACACUUCCAUUCCCAAAAUGCCAAGCCUUGUUUUACAAUGGAGUUGUUUUCAGACAAAGAUGAUAUAUUUAUAAUACUAAAUCUUUUGAAAGCUU
This is a messenger RNA of Pogona vitticeps (central bearded dragon), 2935 nucleotides long. RefSeq names its product prolyl 4-hydroxylase subunit alpha 1 (gene P4HA1). NCBI's taxonomy places the organism in Eukaryota, Metazoa, Chordata, Lepidosauria, Squamata, Agamidae. The record is from RefSeq and is a predicted model, not a curated record. Gene Ontology annotation, molecular function: protein binding; procollagen-proline 4-dioxygenase activity; iron ion binding. Gene Ontology annotation, biological process: peptidyl-proline hydroxylation to 4-hydroxy-L-proline. Gene Ontology annotation, cellular component: endoplasmic reticulum.